CUGUUUUCUCUCUCAUUCUUUACCUAAAAAAAAUCCCUAAAAUUGACGAAAUUUUGUAAAGAUUCUUCAUGGAUUGGGUUCGUGGUGAAGCUGUUGGUCAUGGAAGCUUUGGAAAAGUUAAUCUUGCAAUACCCAGAAAACAGAGUACUCAAUUUCUUCCAUUAAUGGUAAUGAAAUCAUCUGGGGUUUCUCACUCUGUUUCGCUCGUGAACGAGAAAAAAAUCUUGGACGAACUCAAUGGGUGUUCAGAAAUCAUACGAUGUUUUGGUGAGAGUUAUUCGUUUGAAAAUGGUGACAGUUUGUAUAAUUUGUUGCUGGAGUAUGCUACUGGAGGUUCGUUAGCGGAAAAGCUCAAGAAAUCGGAGAAUUAUAAGUUGUCGGAAUUUGAAGUUAGUGGAUACGCAAAAGGUAUACUCAAAGGGCUUCAGUAUGUACAUGAAGUUGGGUAUGCUCAUUGUGAUAUUAAGCUUCAAAAUAUUCUUCUUGGUGAAGAUGGUAAAGUGAAAAUUGCUGAUUUUGGAUUGGCAAAGAGAAUUGGAAUCAAGAAAGAUGAUGAAUUGCGAUGUGAAUUGAGAGGUACCCCAUUGUAUAUGUCGCCGGAGAUGGUCACCGGCGGCGAACAGGGUACUCCGGCGGAUAUAUGGGCACUUGGGUGUGUGGUAGCUGAAAUGGUUGCCGGAGUUCCAGCUUAUAGAUUCUCCAAUGUUACAGAAUUGUUAAUGGCAAUUGGGGUUAAAAAUCAGUUGCCUCAAAUCCCUGAAGAACUAUCAGAAGAAGGAGAGGAUUUUCUAAGCAAAUGCUUUGUUCAAGAUCCAAGAAAGAGAUGGACUGCUGAGAUGCUUCUAAAACAUCCUUUUGUGGCUGAUCAUGAUACUGUUACAUUAUUAAAUGAAGAAAUCAAGAAUGGUGUUCCAUCAAUAUCUCCUAAAUGUCCAUUUGAUUUCCCAGAUUGGGUAUCUGAUGAAUGUGCUCAAUCAUCGGUAACAUGUUCAAUUACUUUUCUACCCUCGCCGGAAAAUCUGAAUUCGAGCUGUGGGUGUUGGUCUACUUCGCCUGCGGAGAGGCUCAUGGGGCUAGUGAGUGAAUUUAGUACAGAAUCUGAAUGGUGUUCUGAUGAUGACUGGGUUACUGUUAGGUGAUUUCAACAACCAGAGCCAAAAGCAGAUUUUCCAGAUUUUUGAGGAUGUCUUUUAGGGGUCUCUGGUUUAUUAUUUUAGUGACUAGGUACUUAGGCUAUAGUCAAAUUUUUAUUGUACAUAACAUUGGUUACCACAUUUAAUACAAUACAAUAGGUUCUGAAUUUUAAUCAAGACAGCUUAUUUACACUCAGCAAAGUGUA
Molecule: messenger RNA, 1339 nt
Organism: Solanum verrucosum
Lineage: Eukaryota; Viridiplantae; Streptophyta; Magnoliopsida; Solanales; Solanaceae
Product: mitogen-activated protein kinase kinase kinase 20-like
Exons: 1
Coding region: 69-1139 (356 amino acids)
Biological process (GO): protein phosphorylation
Molecular function (GO): protein kinase activity; ATP binding
Source: RefSeq, a predicted model, not a curated record